Molecule: messenger RNA, 3261 nt
Organism: Solea senegalensis (Senegalese sole)
Lineage: Eukaryota; Metazoa; Chordata; Actinopteri; Pleuronectiformes; Soleidae
Product: prospero homeobox protein 1-like
Exons: 7
Coding region: 101-2797 (898 amino acids)
Biological process (GO): regulation of transcription by RNA polymerase II
Cellular component (GO): nucleus
Molecular function (GO): DNA-binding transcription factor activity, RNA polymerase II-specific; RNA polymerase II cis-regulatory region sequence-specific DNA binding
Source: RefSeq, a predicted model, not a curated record
GAAAAACACACACGCGCGCGCGAGAGAGACGUGCCUCCUCUCUCACCCUGCAUGUGUCUGUGAGGACCCCCUGGUCAUGUUCAUUUAGCUGCCCUGCGUGAUGCCUGAUCAUGACAGCACCGCACUCCUAAGAGACUCCAGACAGACGAAGCGCCGACGCGUCGACAUCGGGGUGAAGAGGACCGUGGGUAGCACGAUAUUCGCCCGCGCCAGCGAAAGCCUGUUCGACAGCAUGAACCAAUCACACGGCCCGGACCAGGACGGCGACUGCUCGCUGGUCAGUCGCGGCCACGGCGGCGCUGCCGGCGACGGAGAGAAGUCUAAUGUUCUGAGGAAGUUGCUGAAGAGGACAAACUCGUACGACGACGCCAUGAUGCCCUUUCCUGGCGUCACCAUCAUCUCUCAGCUGCUGAAGAACAACAUAGUCAAGAAUGGAGGCAGCGACUCAGGCUUCCAGGGGAGUGGAGCUCUGUCCAGCGGCGGCUCGGAGAUUCAAGGCGAGGACGCCUGUAGCAACUCCUCCCGUGACCAGGACAGCCCAUCUGACUGCUUGUCUCCUGGGCCGCCUCCUCCAUCGUCCUCCUCCUCCUUCAGGGGGCCACCACCUCCAUUGGGCUUGAACUCACACGCUCCCUCUCAGCCUCACUCCCUCGCCUCGUUCGACUUGGACAGGCUGUCGGACGAGCACCUCCGCGCCAAACGGGCCCGCGUGGAAAACAUCAUCCGCGGCAUGAGCCACUCGCCGCUGGUGCGGCCCAAUCCCGGCGACCACAGCCAAGAGAGCAGCCACGAGAACAGCAGCAACAACAGCAACAGCAGUAACGAUCACAGGGGGGACGGCAAUGUCCACAGCACUGGCAACCACAACCACAUUCCCAGCGACUGCCCGUCCCUCUUGAACUCGCCGGGGUCGCGGGCCACCGUCGGCGAGGUCUACAGGGAGAAUAAGAGGAAACAGCGUCUGCCGCAGCAGCAGCACAGCUUCACACAGCUGGUGUGUUCCAGGCAGGAGCAGAGACAGGAAGAGAGACGGCAGCUCAAACUGCAACUGGAGGACAUGCAGAAACAACUGCGCCAACUCCAGGAAAAAUUCUACCAGAUCUACGACUCAGAGACGGAAGAAGAGGAGGAGAAUGGUGAGAACGGAGAGGGUGACCGAGGAGAAGAAGACGGUAACUUGUCUGAGGACAGCAUACGCUCUGACGGCUUGGAGGAAAGACACCGAGACAGAGGGCGACACAGACACGACCAACUCUCCGAGCUGGACCCGGGUCUGUUCCUGGACCGGGCCCGAGCCCUCCUACGAGAACAGGCCCUUUUAGACGGAGAAAUAGAAGAUGUGGACGGCAGGGAGGAGGAGGAGAGGAACAGAGAAAGGGUGCUGAAGAGGAGAGGAGCGGCGGCAGGAGCCGGGGGAGGGGGACGGCAGUUAGCAGAGACUCUAAAGCAGGAGCUGAACUGUGCCGUGUCACAGGUCGUUGACACGGUCGUCAAGGGCUUCUCUUCACCCAAGCAGGCUGUCAGUCACCAUCAUGGCUGCCACAACAACACACCAGCUGCACCCUCCUCCAACUCGUCCUCUUCCUGUCCUCCGCCGUUUGGGCCCCUGCCCUCCCUUACCCCGGACUCGCGCUUUAGCAGCGGCGCCCUGGCCCUCACUUUGAACGGCGAUGGCAGCCCCACUCCCAACUACCACUCCUCCAACCAGAGGCUGCACUGCUUUGGUGACGUCAUCGUCCCCAGCCCGAUGGAUUCCUUUGGCGGCUUGAGCGGCAGACUGAGCGGCGUGCCGACACCCAGCGACCAAACAGAGGCCCUGCCGUUGGUGGUACGGAAGAACGGCGGUGGAGCCGGGGAAGAGAACAUCAACCCGUCGUUUCCUCCGCCGCCUCCACCUCACCAUCCCUCCCUUCACCCCUCUCCCCUCACUGCCUCUCUCGGGUUUAGCCCUCCAUCAUUUCGCCACCCAUUCCCUCUCCCCCUUAUGGGUUACCCCUUUCAAAGCCCACUGGGGUCACACGGGGGCGGAGCCGGGUACCCGCCGGGGCCAAAGGACCUCCAUCGGUCCUCGCCCGAUUCCAUGGACAUGACGCGGGAAGCUCUCAGCCUCAGAACCAAAAUGGCGUCCCUCGGAGGGAGGCACCUCAGUCACCACCAUCACCACCACCACCACCAGCACAGGCAGAGCUCACCGAGCCAGCACGGACCAGAGGGUCUGUCUCUAUCCCUCAUCAAGUCAGAGUGUGGAGACCUGCAAGACAUCGCCGACAUGUCGCCUUACUCAGGCAGCACUAUUCAGGAGGGUUUGUCUCCCAACCACCUGAAGAAAGCCAAGCUCAUGUUCUUCUACACCCGCUACCCUUCCUCCAACAUGCUCAAAAUGUACUUCUCCGACGUCAAGGUUGUCCUGUUCCAGUUCAACCGCUGCAUCACCUCGCAGCUGAUCAAGUGGUUCAGCAACUUCCGGGAGUUCUACUACAUCCAGAUGGAGAAGUUUGCGCGGCAGGCCAUCAACGAGGGCGUGGCGGCCGCGGACGAGCUGUCGGUGGGCCGCGACGCCGAGCUCUUCAGGGCCCUCAACAUGCACUACAACAAGGCCAACGACUUUGAGGUCCCCGAUCGAUUUCUGGAGGUGGUCCAGGUGACUCUCCGCGAGUUCUUCAACGCGAUCGUGGCGGGCAAGGACGCGGACCCGUCCUGGAAGAAGGCCAUCUACAAGGUGAUCUGCAAGCUGGACAGCGACGUCCCCGACGUCUUCAAAUCCCCAAACUGUCUACAAGAGCUCCUCCACGACUGACUAGGACCAGGGAGGAGGCGCGGCAAGCAAGACAAACCUCUCAGACGACUGUGAAGACGCACACGCGGACAGGGCUGAGGUCUUUUUCUCUGUGAUGCAGAGACUUAGAUUAUUCCUGCAGAGGUUUUGUUCUCGUUCAGCCCGCUCCUCAAAAAACAAACAAACCCAGCCUCAAGAUGUUUUUUUUUUAGAGAAAGUAUUUGCCGAGAUCCUUGUAUUGACAAAUCCUGCCGAGACUUUUACAAGAUUAAAAAGCAGAAAGCGGUGAAUACUCGACAUCCUUGCACUUACAGAGAUAAAAAAAAAGGCCCCUCCGAUCUGGAAACCUCGUCCCCUUCUUUCUUUCCUUCCUUCCUUCCUUCCUUCCUCCUCGUCUGAUCUCGCUCCCGAUCAUCGAUCUUCAGUGCCGACGACAUCUGGGUUCGGGAGUGAACUGAAAAUAAAGAUGAUAAUAUAUAAAUAAA